This is a messenger RNA of Larimichthys crocea (large yellow croaker), 2514 nucleotides long. Its product is annotated as rab5 GDP/GTP exchange factor. Gene Ontology annotation, biological process: vesicle-mediated transport. Bases 445 to 1845 code for a protein of 466 amino acids. Lineage: Eukaryota; Metazoa; Chordata; Actinopteri; Sciaenidae. The transcript has 10 exons. Gene Ontology annotation, cellular component: cytosol; endocytic vesicle. The record is from RefSeq and is a predicted model, not a curated record. Gene Ontology annotation, molecular function: guanyl-nucleotide exchange factor activity; DNA binding; small GTPase binding.
CAUCCAGUCACCAUGCUUUUACUUUGAAAAGUCGACACCUUGUCGAAACAUCACCACCGCAAACUUUACGGUUGUUUUCCCGCAAAGCUUUUCCGGUUGCACAGGUUUGAAGUCGGCUGAUUUUCUGUCUGCGUGUCGUCAACUUUUUUUUUUUAACAUUUUUUUAUUUAGGGCACUUUCGUUUCCUCUUUUCACGCUUCCCCCUAACAACAAGAUCUCCUCCUUGAACUCGUGUGUAGGAUUAUCGUCAGGAAGUCAUGACGAGUUUGUGACGAAGGUAACAAAAAAAGAAAAAGAAAGGCACUCCUGAUCAGGAAGCGGCUAGUUAUGAUUUCACCAAUUCACAGUCUUAUGUCUAUAUCUGUAUGUACACCGAGGGCAAAGUACAAUCAGAAUCAGCAGCUCUGUUCUAAAGGUGGCAGUAGUGUAUGAGAAAGCUCUACAAUGUGGACUGAUAAGCAAAGAGGAAUCAGAGUCACUCAGGAGGAGCUGCUCUGCAAGAACGCCUGUGGGUAUUAUGGAAACCCUGCAUGGCAAGGCUUCUGCUCUAAGUGCUGGAGGGAGAGAGCACGUCCAGCUGGAGCCCAGAAACAAGACCCAAGGCUGAGCAAUGAUGGAACUCCUCUCACCUUCUCCAAAUUUGAGGAGAAGAAAAGCACAGAGAAAGGUCGUCGAAUUAACACAAUGAGGAGACUCUUCUGGGGCAGCCCGUCACCUCCAAAGCGUCAAGAGUCUCCUGAAACCUAUACAAAUGUGUUAAAAGCCUACCAGAGCCUCGAGCCUGGGGACUUCCCUGGUUUUCUAAAGAUACUUCGGAGCUCUUCCUCCCAGCGCUUGCAGUCCCGAUGUACAGCUUUCCUCAACACAAUGGAGGCUUACCAUGGUCUUCCGGUACAGAAGCAGUCAGAUCUCGUGCAAGAUUUCUACCAGUCUUUUGCUGAAUAUUUUAGCAGUUUUCCCGAAGCCCAGGUCACUCAGAUAAUGGAGCAUGUGGAGAAGUUAAUAAUGACAAGGUUGCACAAAUGGGUUUUCUGCCAUGACAGCUGUGAUGAUGAACAGAAGGACCUGGCUCUCCAGAGAAGAAUACGCUCCUUAAACUGGGUUACUCCACAGAUGCUGAGCGUACCUUUUCCUGAUAAAAAGACUGCCGUCACAGGCGACCCCUUUCUGCCUGCUAUAACAGCCAUAAUUGAGAUGGAUGCUAAACGAGCGCCUCAAGACAAACUUGCAUGUGUGUCCAAAUGCAGUCAGCAUGUCUUUGAAGCGCUCUCCACCUCGAGUAGUGAGCCCGCUAAUGCUGAUGACUUCCUGUCAGGCCUGAUAUAUGUGGUGCUCAAGGCUAAUCCACCUCGCCUACACUCCAACAUGCAAUAUGUGAUACGUUUUGGUCUCCCUCACAGUCUGAUGGCAGGAGAAAGCGGCUACUAUUUCACAAAUCUGUCUUGUGCGGUGGCAUUCAUUGAAAAACUGGAUGGACCGGCACUCAACCUCAGCGCAGAAGAGUUUGAGGGCUACAUGUUGCGUCGGCGUGCUCCCUCUGUAAGAAACAAGAGGCAGCAGGCUGCCCGUGACACACAACACCUGUUAGAAGAGCUACAAGGCAGACAGGAGAAGCUGGACCAAGGGGUGGAUGCUCUCAACGUGCAGCUACAGCAGUGGGUCAAAUCAAUUCAUUCACAACUGGAUGAAGCAACAACCCAGUUUGCUCUGGUACAGAAGGAGAUAAUAGCUCAGGCUGAGCUCUCAUCCUCAUCUCAUGAUGCAUCACUGCAAGGAGAUGACAAAGACCAGUCAGUGCUGGUGCUUGUGGAUAAAAAUGCAGGUCCAAAAGAUACAGACUGUUAGUUAUAUUAACAAAAACACCUAAUCUGGUACUUGACUCUUUUUAAUCAUCAGCACUAACUCAUGUUUCAGCAGAACAAACAGAUUUAUAUUCCAAUACCCAUUUGCACACAAGUUUGUGUGGAGGGAUUGGUAAGCUAGUUGAACAUGAAGGAAACUGUUUCCAUUUAGUAUCACAGGGCACACAGAGGUCUUUAAUUACUGUGUUAAAAAAUACUUUGCACUUGGGAUGAAGGAUGAAGGCCAUUAAAAAACAUUUAUAGUACAUAUAUAAGCACUCAGGGUACACAGCACUUGAGGACUACAGAGGAGCUUAUCUAAUAUUCACUUCUAAUACCAAUGUGCCUAUAAGUAGACAACUGUGAAACUGUAAAAUAUGCUACAGGAGAAGAAGCAAGAUGGCAGAUGUGGACCACUACAAGUCGGAGUGUGUUUCUAGUCAAAACAUGUUUUUCAGAGUUGUGUAACUGUACUCAACGUAUGCUGCCUUUUACUGUUUGUACAAAAGAUGAAUUACCAGGUGCAAAACAAUUUAUAACACAUUUUACCAUCUGCGUUUGUGCGCAGAAGGCGUUUACAACUGUUGGAAGGUUUCUUAAAAAAUUAAAGGGGUUUAUGUCAUGAUCGAUGUUUGCAUCCAAUAUUAUAUUAAAGCUGACUUAUAUGAUCUAA